CAGCGCGGUGGCCGGACGAGCUCGGGCGAGACCCCCGGCCGGGGAGCGACCCCCGCCCCCUCCCCAGGACUCUCCCGCUGCCCCGGUCCGGGCCGCCUGGGAGCGGAGGAGGGGUGGCCGGGAUGCGGGCGGCCGCAGUGCCUUUGCCGGACGGAGGCGCCUGCUCUGCACACCCUGGCCAGGCUCCCGCCAGGGCCACCGCCGAAGCCUGAGCCGGUGCCUUUUCUCUGGAAAUGGACGUGCCCAGGGCGCCCCCUGGUGGCCUCUGGAGCUGAGCCUCGGCGAGCCCCCCCCAUGGCGGCCGCGCUCCCGCCCGGGAAUGAGACCCUGCACCAGCACUACAGCUAUGUGGGCAAGCUGGAGGGCCGGCUGCAGGAAGCCCCCGACGGCAGCGUGCCGACCACCGCGCUGCUGCUGGCCGUGUGCAGCCUCAUCGUGCUGGAGAACCUGAUGGUGCUGAUCGCCAUCUGGAGGAACAACAGGUUCCACAACCGAAUGUACUUCUUCAUCGGCAACCUGGCCCUCUGCGACCUGCUGGCCGGCGUCGCCUACAAGGUCAACAUCCUGAUGUCGGGCAGGAGGACGCUGAGCCUGUCGCCGACCGUCUGGUUCCUGCGGGAGGGCAGCAUGUUCGUGGCCCUCGGGGCGUCCACCUGCAGCUUGCUGGCCAUCGCCAUCGAGCGACACCUGACCAUGAUCAAGAUGCGGCCCUACGACGCCAACAAGAAGCACCGCGUGUUUCUUCUGAUCGGGAUGUGCUGGCUGGUGGCGCUGUCGCUGGGCGCCUUGCCCAUCCUGGGCUGGAACUGCCUGCGGGACCUGCCGGACUGCUCCACCAUCCUGCCCCUCUACUCCAAGAAGUACAUCGCCUUCUGCGUCAGCGUCUUCACGGCCAUCCUGGCGGCCAUCGUCAUCCUGUACGCCCGCAUCUACAUCCUGGUGAAGUCCAGCAGCCGCAGGGUCACCAGCCCCCACACCUCGGAGCGCUCCAUGGCCCUGCUGCGGACCGUGGUCAUCGUGGUGAGCGUCUUCAUCGCCUGCUGGUCACCGCUCUUCAUCCUCUUCCUCGUCGACGUGGCCUGCAGGGUCAAGGAGUGCGCUGUCCUGUUCAAGGCCCAGUGGUUCAUCGUGCUGGCCGUGCUCAACUCCGCCAUGAACCCUGUCAUCUACACGCUGGCCAGCAAGGAGAUGCGGCGGGCCUUCUUCCGGCUGGUGUGCACCUGCCUGGCCCGGGGCCGCGGCGCCCGCUCCUCGCCCACCCAGCCCGCCCUGGACCCCAGCAGAAGCAAGUCCAGUGGCAGCAACAACAGCAGCCCUUCACCAAAGAGCAAGGAAGACCCCCCCCAGAGAGCUGCCUCCCCCAGCAUAACCGACAGAAACACCCCUCUGCAGAACGGGGUUCUCUGCAAGUGAGGGCGCCUGCCUCUGGGAACGCGGGAGGGGAGGCCCGGGCUCUGUGGCCACGGCUGCACUUCCUGCACACCUCGCCCGGGAGCUCCAGAGCAGGGACUCAGGAGACCUAUCUGCCAACAGCCUGCACGGCAUGGAUGUCACGUGAAGGAGGAGACCCAAGGACUCGCCAGCGUGUUUCAUGGUGGACCGCGUGCUCUGUCUGUUUCGGCUCCGGAGUCUUCCAAACGCAGCACGCUGCCGACGGUAUCUGCUGCCUCCCCGUGGACCCCACUGGCUGCUCCCGCGGGGCCUGGACAGGGAAGGUCGUGGGACCCACAGUGUGUGGUGUGUUUCUCAGAUCGUGGCGAUGAUGUUUGGUGACUUCACGCUACACUGUGCAUGGGGUGGAUGCCUGUGUGUCCGUUUCUGUUACACACACUUGUGUGAGCACUUGUGUCUUGUACGUCUGCCAUUGGUACAUGGCACCAGCUUACACCAGUCAACGGCAGUAUGUGACACAGCUCAAUCACAGGAAGUCCAAGUAUGUCCUGAUAGAGCCGCUGGUGUAAGGACAUGGAUGGAAACCCGGUGGACACGGCAGCCCCGGGCUCCAGACUGACAUGGAGUCUUGUGCCCAGCAGCCUUUGAAGGCCUGACUGCCCGGAGACGUGUGGUCCCAGGCAGGUCUCAGAAGUGUGGUCUGAAGGGUCCUGGGAGAUCGGGUGAUCUGGUGUUCUCUGGGAGCCCUGUCCCUGUUUCUCUUCGGUCCUGUGUCCCUGCACAUCCAAACCCACGUGCACCGAAUUCCCUGAUUGUCUGGGGCUCCUGCAGAUCACAGAAGAGCCAGUGUCUCCCAGGAGCCCGUCCCCAGACCAACCAAGAAAGGGACCCACGAGGGAGAAGCAGAGGACAGACACCCUGGCCUGAAGCAGAAGCAGUGGGCUGUUUAAUGCAGUGGAACGGUCGUGCUGAGUCAGGGGAGGCUUCCAGGGCUGGGCCGGGUCUCGUUCUCUCCGAUCAGGAAAGCCCGGAGGCAGCCGCCCGGUGCUCUCUCGGCAGAGCAGCCGGGGCGCCCGCGGUCUCCACACGCCCCAGAGCGAGCCUGACGGCGACCCGUCGGGAGUGCAUGUGUGUGCACCCUCCGGGGGAUGUGAGGAUGCUUGUCUUCCCCGCUGCCUGGGCUGCCCCUCCUCCCUGGUGACCGCGUGAGGGGAUGACUUAGGUGUCUCCGUGCGCCCCCCGCCCCAAGGAGCCCACCCGCAGGACAAACGUGUGCGCGUUUGCAAAGAUCUCAUAACCACAGGCUUCUUGGGAAAAACAAAACCGAGCCGCCUUCAGAAGGACCCUUAGUCGGGCGAGCCCACGUCAGAGCCCCAGGGGCUUGUCAGGUUCGCGGGGGGUUUCCGCCAAGUAAGACUCAGUCUCAACCCAGUAACAGUCUCGAAGAGAAGCUGGUCCUGACGUGUUAGCCAACGCAUGUUCCGCGUCCCGUGGGUCCCGGGUGGUCUUGUGCGCUGACCAGACUGUCCUCGUUUCUGAUACCGGCGAGAGAAAUUGUACUUAUAAGGGGACGUCCUCGGUGGCAUUUUUGGUGGCUUCUUUACAUCACUGAAAAGGGGCUGCUUUCUGAACUCAGAAAGCAUUUCUAGAAAAGUCAAGCAUUGAGGUACCGCGUUGAAAAAAUGAAGCAGUGUUUCUGAGAGCCGAAGUGUCGGGCGUUGGUGCCCGCCAGGUGACCACACGACUUCAGGACCUGGUACCCUGGCUCUGAGGGGCGUUGGGGGCCUCAUCUCUGGUGCUGCUAUUAGUGACAGUCGCUCUACAGUCCCGUUGAGGGAAGGCGGAACUUGCAAGCAGUCUGAAUGAGUUUGCUUGACGGAGGUAGCACGUGAUGAACUGUAAGACCAGCGUCCACAGCCCUCGGCAGCCCCUCGGGCGCGUGCAGGAGUUGAGCGUCAAGGCCACAAAGAACUGGCACUAGAUCUUGCUCAAUUAGUAACCUUUGCCAUGUCCCAUGUGUUUGUUAAAAAAAAUAAAACCAAAA
Molecule: messenger RNA, 3436 nt
Organism: Hyaena hyaena (striped hyena)
Lineage: Eukaryota; Metazoa; Chordata; Mammalia; Carnivora; Hyaenidae
Gene: S1PR3
Product: sphingosine-1-phosphate receptor 3
Exons: 2
Coding region: 295-1413 (372 amino acids)
Biological process (GO): G protein-coupled receptor signaling pathway
Cellular component (GO): membrane
Molecular function (GO): sphingosine-1-phosphate receptor activity
Source: RefSeq, a predicted model, not a curated record